AUGAAUCUAACAAGCCGUCCGAUCAACAACAGAUUUUUCCAGCUCCGUCGUCUUCGUCCUUGCCGCUCAAACUUCUUCACCUCUGCACCCUCUCCUUCCCGGGCCGCCCCCGCUCGUGCGACGAACGUCAUUCUCUGCUGCUUCGUCUCGUCCGUCGUCGUCAUCCCCUCGCCCCGACGACUUCACCGUCCCCCGCCCCCCGACGCUGGCCCCGAGGUCGACGGAGGCGGUCGUCCAGCCCGAGACCAGCUCGGGCACCCUGCCGUCUGCCCCCUCUUCGUUCGCCUGACGCUUCGGACGGUGACGCGCUCCUCCUACCCGUCCUCGUCCUCGAAAACAUCACAUCACGGAUACGUCGCAGAUAAUACAUGCAGUCUCACAAAUCGCGCGCUUGGCGGUCGCAUCCAUUCUUCCCGGGCAGCCACCUUGGCACCUAACCACUCGUCCCAAAUCAUAAGGAAGAAAACAAGACAAGAGCUGGAGCCGUGGUGUGCUUGUGCCGUACGAGCACCGCCGCUGGAGUCGUCUACCUCAAACUUUGUCCUCGAGCCACUCGGCACCCGUCUCUGCCGCUCGUCUGCGACGGACCCAAUACCUGUCACUAACCCAUCCUUGGCCUUAGGUCCUGCUGACCUUGCGCCAAUUGUUAUUGUCCGCAUUCAGAUUGCGAAACGCAACUCGUCGUCGCAACCCCCGGCCGCCGCGACAACCAGCUUGACCGCUGAGUCCUCGCCGCCUCCUGACGCCGACGCUGACGCCGACCCUGACGCUGACGCUGACGCCGACGCCGACCCUGACCGACUCCUUCCGCUGCCCUCGACGCUGAGCUCGCCCGCGGCCGUCGACAUGUCCAGCUCGUUGCCCCUGGGGCCCCAGCCGGCUCCCCUGUCGGACAGUGUUCCGGCCCUGCCUCAAGCCUCGAGCAGUGCGCGGCCGGCGUCCGCCUCGACGCCCGUUCAGAACUCUUCCAGCUCCUUGCCGCCUCACAGCUCUUCCUCGUCGUUGCCUCCACCCUCGACGAGCUCCCUGCCUCCACCCGUGACGACGUCUUCCUCGAUCCCGGCCCCGCCGACGACGACGGCAUCCACCUCGUCGGCUUCGACGCCUGCGCCGCCCUCGUCGUCAUCGACCAACCCCCAAGCGGCAUCCUCUAGCUCGUCACCUGUAGUCGUCGUCACCCACAGCAACACCGCCGUCAGCACCCAGGUGAUCGUGGCCACGAGCACCAGUUUCAAGUCGCCUUCGCCGGCGUCGACGUCGAGCACCACAUCCUCGACGCCAACCCCCAUCGACCCGUCCGGUGCCGGCGACGGCGGCAUGGGCCAGGGAUCCAAGGUGGCCAUCGGCGUCGUCGUCCCCAUCGCCGCCAUCGCCAUCCUCGCCAUCGUCGGCCUGCUCUGGUGGAAGAAGCGAAGGGCGCGCCAGGAGGCCGAGGAGGAACGCCGCAAGGAGGUCGAGGAGUACGCCUACAAUCCCAACGCCGACCCCACCAUUCCCUCGGUCGGCCUCGGUCCCGACGCCCCAUACGAGAUGCGGGAGGAUGGCCCGUCGGGCUACCGCGGCUGGGGCUCGACGACGGCGGCAGGAUCCACGGGCCGCAAGCCGUCGACGACCAUGACGGGCGGCAUGACGGCCGCAUACUCUGAUGCCGCCUUCUCCGUCGCCACCUCCCCCGGUCGACGCAACGGCUCGGAGACGAGGUCGGGAGAGCACCUCUUGGAUGGAUCAUCCUCCCCCGACGGAGAGAUUCUCGGUGCCGCGGGACCCUCGGCGACCACUAGCCGCGGCACCGACGUCCGCCGAGGACCCUCGAACGCGUCUUCUUCCUACAGCGUGGCUGCCCGAUCCGAGGCCGGCUCCGAGAGCGGCGUCUACGGCAACGGCGGAACGCACUACGACCAGUACGGCCAAAAUCCCUACAGCGAGCCGAGGCCGCAGGAGGCUCCGGCUCAAGCGGUGAUCCGUGACAACCCCGCACGACGCAACACCCGCAUCGAGGGCCCCGCCCACUUCCCGCAGCAGAGCUCCGGCAUUGCUCAAAAUUUCUAA
Drechmeria coniospora is the source of this 2049-nucleotide messenger RNA. RefSeq lists its product as uncharacterized. Lineage: Eukaryota; Fungi; Ascomycota; Sordariomycetes; Hypocreales; Ophiocordycipitaceae. The transcript is spliced from 4 exons. The record is from RefSeq and is a predicted model, not a curated record. The coding region runs from base 1 to 2049 and encodes 682 amino acids.